This is a messenger RNA of Amoebophrya sp. A25, 8130 nucleotides long. NCBI's taxonomy places the organism in Eukaryota, Dinophyceae, Syndiniales, Amoebophryaceae. The record is from the annotation of a GenBank genome assembly.
UACUGCUCUAAUUCGAAGCAAGGGAGAACAACAACCACUUGAUGCAGCACAUGGACAGUAGCCACACACUCGAUCCGAACUCCUACGUGCCAAGCAUGCGAUAUGAAUGGAUCUUGAUAGAGUUGAACUUCCAAGUAGAGCUACCUAAUAUUUUCAUUUGAAAGUGCAGAAUUUUCCCCUAAACUUCUCCACCAAAUACCCUCGCUUCCUCUCUUAGUCAUACUAAAUGAUGCAGAACUUGUUCUCUUCUUCUUUUUUUCUCAAUCAAAAGAAGAAGAGAACAAGUUCUGCGUCAUUUAGUAGGACUAUUUUUCGUUUGUGAUAGAAAUCGAGUCGUUUCUUAAAUUCUGAGGCCUAUGAGAUUGAAAGUGCAGAGUCUUUCUUUCUCUCAGUAGUUGUAGUGAGUCCCAAGUGUAGUUACUGUGCCCACCGUUCGGUUUUUCUUGCCUAAAAAUUCAUAUAGGGCCGGGCGAAUACGUUAUGGUGAGUCUGAGCCUAUAUGGUAAUUAUUAUUAUUCCCCACCUCGUCCUCACCCUAGGACUCUUAUUAUUUCUAAUCUUCCGACAAAGCAGAGUUAAGAAAUUUGGUCCAGAGGAAUGAAAAAUUUGCAGCAAUGUUAGAGGAAGUGACGAACAGCGGAAUGUCGGCGCUUCAGCCAACCGCACAAGCUGGCGCUCUCCUCAAGUUUCUGGCUGAAUUCAUGUGGAAGACCUUGCUUUUGAUGUGGGAAGUUGAAAGGUACUCACUAGAAGUUCGUUGUAAGUAGUUCUACUAGUAGUUGGAGCUUGGCCUUGAUACAACUGGAGGUCGUAGUUCCCUCAUCAUGCUAUACUAGCUUUUUCAUCAUCUCCGUCAGCGUCAUCAGGUUUCUUUUUGUUUUUCAAAAAUUUUCGUAUGCAGCAGGCAACCCAAAGCUUUGACCAAAAAUGCUAUGAACAAUCUUCAGUUCCUUAGAGCAUUCGGACCCGAAACAUCCAAGGCAGAUGAUUCAGUCGCUAAAAGAAGAGAACGACCUGUUCCGGGAAGACUUGGAUGACUGUCGGCGUUCGUAUUUGAAAGAAAUGACUGCGAUGCGUGAUCAGAUCCGCAUUCUAGAUCCACGACAAGUCGGACACAUACAGAAGCUGGUUUAUGGAGAUGCAGAUCCGUCCAAAGGGAUGCCUCCUGAUGACGCUUACAGCGGUGAAAACAUUAUGUGUUGAAGAUUGCUUGGUGCAUGAAAACCCAGUUGAUGCAGUACGAAUAGUUGAAGUAGAUAUGAAGAUGAAACAUCCCCUCCCCCGCCCAGCCAGGACCUCUUGUUCUCCUACAACUUCUAAAAGGAAUGGCGAGCAGCCCAUUAUGUUUUACGAACCGACGCGGUACUUACCAGAUAACCUCCGACAGUUCGUUGCGGAGGUCGUGGAGGAAAAAUUGAAGCUGUUACUUUUCCGAAUAGCCGAAGAUGAUGCUAGUGGUGAUGCGGGGGAACGUGAAAGACGAAGAAGCCUAAUGCAAAUGAGAGCAGAACAAGAACUGAAUGGGGGUAAUUAUAUUUUUCUCCUUCUGCAAGAACAAAAUUUAAAUGCGCCAUGGAUGUAACAGAGGAGGAGGACUUGAAGUAUUUCACUCCACCAGAACCAACUACAGCACGUCUCUUUUGGAAAUUCAGCGAUCGACAGCACCAGAAAGUAAGCCCCAGAAAGUGGAGCCUUUCGCCGGUUGAUUUCGGCUCCACUUUCUGAAGUUGUCUUUGUGGGGCUGUUGAUUUUUCGACACCAAAACUCCGGAAAUCGACAGCCAGACUUCGACAGCCCCAGAAGCAUUUAGACAAGGAUCUUCAUCUGAUGCACUUGAUGCACUACACACUCUCCUCUUCUACUCACCUCCACCAGAACCGACAGCACGGGAGAAGGCACUGAUGCAACAGGUGAAGGAUCUGGAGGAGCUUGCGCAGGCAUAUGCCGGUGAACUUGAGAACAUUGGAGCUGGCAUGAACAAUUUGGCCAAGGACUCCAAAAAAAACGAAACCAGUGCUGCUGUGGCCAGGAUAGAGGGGAAAAUGCAGGAACUGCGGAUGCUUAAGGCUUAAUUACCUAUUAUAAUCCAUCAAUCUUCAUCUUCUGAACAAGAUGAAACACAAACUAACAUAAACAUCCUGGACGAGUGUCGUGAGAGUCUUGCUUUUCAAGGUCGUGCAGAAAAGACGAGGAAAAGGGUGAGCUCUAACAUGCGGAUUUCCAGGGAUCAAGCCUCCAGUGACAUGCUCGGGAAGAAAAUAGGAAUGCGUACAAAGCAGUUAACCUCUGACCAAGAUAUGUUGGCGAAACGAAAAAGCGAAGGUGCUGACAUGAGCGAGUUGAAGCAGAUCAGUGCUCACGCUGAAGAGUUGGAGGCAGAACUGUCAGAAUUGAAACAGCAUCAAACCACGUCGGACGCAGAAUUGAAGAUUAUGAUUUCAUGAUGUCUAGUGAUAAGACUCUGGAUCUGCUAUCUGCUAGAUCAUGGUGUCACUUAACUUAGCAGAUGCAGAUCCAGCUGAUCCAAUUUCUUUAUAACGCCCCUUCACGAUCACGAUCCAUGAUCAUUGUCUUCUUCUAACGGCCGUUGUAACGAUGUCCUAAAGGACCUCGAAGCGCAGCUUCAGACGCAAAUAGAACGCGAGCAGGAAGAAGCGAGACACCGUGAGGAGCAAGAGGCCGAAAAAGCGCGCAAACAGGAGGAGCGGGAGAUGGCUGUAGCCCUAAAAGAAAAAGAACUAGCGGAACAAGCUGCAAAACAAAAAGCUGGAGGAGGAGCAGGGGGUGUGCCAUUAUGGCAUGAUAGGUUAACUGCUCUCGGUACUCAGAUCCCUAGCAGAUGGAUUUGUUGUGUGUGUCCCUUUUUAGCUUAAUCUUCACUGUAAAAAUGUGAAUUUUGCCCGUCGACUCGUAAAGUACUACCCAAGCAUGCUAAUCGUAAUCUGAACCCCUAGUUUCAUCAAGAUGAGACGGAAAAUCGCUUUCGCCCUACUUGAACUUUCUCUAUAAGGCAAGCAGUAACUCCACGACUAUGAAUUUCACGCUUUCUCUAAGAAGACAAGCGGGUGCUGCUGUCGCACCAGGGACUGGAGGUGGGGGCCAAGCUGGUGGAUCCUCAGCUUCACAAGGUGCAGCUGGAGGAGGAUCCACUGCUGGGAAGCUUCUAGGAGGAGGAGGCGCGGCUGCUGGCGGAGACGCAAAGCAGACAACGCAAUUGCGCAGUGCGGUUGGCAAAAUGUUACCCAAACCCGGAGCAACUUUCAAACAAUACCGCACAAAGAUGUUGAUGAUCCGUGCAGUGAUGUCCUCUAUGCAUCAAGGUAAGAAAGAAGCCCUGCAGAAAAUCGGCAUGAUGGAGUGCGAUUUGGAAGCAGCAAAAAAGCGCGCCGAUGAUGCGGAAGCGGAGAUGGAGCGCUUGGCGAUGAAGACUGUCAUGCUUAGUGUUAAGAAAAAGGGGAAAGGAGGCCUGUUUGGACGUGGCGGUGGAGGUGAAGAAAGCGAGGCGGAAAAAGAAGAAAAACGAAAAAUGCAAGCAGAGCUUGAAAGGUUGCGAAAAUUGGUCAGCGAAAGCGAUCUAGAAAAUGCAGAAGGGAGAGAAGGCGGGGCUGUUAUGGCACAAUAAUUCUUGAAAUCUUUCAUCUGACUAGUUGUUGUUGUAGUAGUACUUGUUGAGUGAUAAAGACGAUGAGGAUGUUGACUACAAGAAGAACAAAAGUACGUACUUGAACUUAACUCGUAACUAAAAACCAUUGAUGUCUCGACGAUGAAAUCUCCGCAUCGUUCCUGACUCUCUCUCAUCCUUCUAACUUCCGCAGCAAGAGCAAAGAAAAGAUCAAAGACCUGGAAGAGCAGUUGAAAGAGAAGGAUCGUGAAAUUAAACGGCUGAAAGACGAGAUUGCACGUUUACAAGCUGCGUUGCAGGAGUUGCAGAUGCAAAUCGAACAUGUGUUAUCGGAGGCAAAGAACGGAGGACAAGGAGGCGCGGUGAAGGGUAUGCGGAAGAGAUUUUAUGGAGGCAUGAGAUUGAAAAAGAAGAUCAAACAGGUGCGAUAUAAGAAUUUAUAACGUCAUUAUAUAUACUUCCAUGAUCCUUGUCAAGAAGAAGUGUAUAUCGGAUACAUUGAUCGUGAGGUGAGCUGGUUGUCGAUGAGAAUUUCCGAAGCAAAAGAUCGCACUUGUUAUACUUAUGGCCUCUAAGAACAAGGCGAGCAAUUGAACUGGGUGGUGAAGAGUUCACAUGAGAACGUCUUUGAGAGGCUGUACCAUGACGCCUUGGACCGCCUUACGAGAAUGGAAGUGCUUCGACAAACAUUCAUGAAGAUGCAGAGGGAACAGUUGGUAUGUUUGUAAGUCUUUGCCUGAUGCUUCAUCUCGGUUUGUAGAAUUUCAACCGCUAUUUAUAUUCUUGGCAUCAGGAAGGUCCUCUCCGUCAGAAGAAAUCGUUUCUGUUCUUUUUACUCGCCUCUCGUCUAGUACGAACAAGCACACGCCCCUGACCUCGUCUCUUCCUCAGGUCGACCUAAUUUCCCACGAAGAAGAGAUGGGCAACCUUAAUGUAAAUGGCGCAAAGACCGAGAAAGCUGAACGGCGCGAGAAAGAGGCACGGCAGGCAGCAUAUCAGCUUUAUCUUGCAGAUGAAUUGCAGAAACUAAAGCGGGAACAACUGCCAACACACAACAGAUGGGGCAAUCCGAUGACAGAUGUAUUCUUUUUGUGCGGCGGUUAAAAGCUAUUGAUAAUCCUCAACAUCAACUACAUGUACCGUAGCAAUUAUCAAUGAAAGACGAUUCCCAACCCAUUGACUACACGCCACUUCUUCUUCUUCUUCUACUUCAAUUUUCUUCCUCGAAGAGACGAACACACUAUGACUUUCAUUUCCUCAUCUUCUUCUACUCCUAAUGAAUAUUCAACUUGCUGCUUAUCUUUUCUCUUCCCAGUCUGAAAUGUUGCGGAAAGCACGGGAUCAGCUAGAGCACGUAUAUCCUAUGGGCGUUCCUACAACCCUUCCGGAAAACCUUGGUCCAAAACUACGUCCUUUGUCGGGUCCUAGUGGCACCUUUUCUGCCGAAAGAAGCGCGCCUUUGACGUAAUAUUGCCUAUUAUAUUUAUUUAUUUGUUUGGAAUAAUAUUACGAAGUUAGACGAUUUUUAUGCGUACCCCACGAGGCUAUUCACUUUUUUAUUGUCGAUUUUCUUCUCUCACAACAAGUUCCACCAGCAUCCGUUCGAAAAAAUGAGCCACUCCUCAUUAACUCUACAACUACAGAACCAGCGAACUAAUGCGCUAUCCAGUGCAUAACAACUUUGUGCCUGGCGUAGCGAAUUUUGGACCUCUCGAUUUCCGGGAUCCGCAUCAAAAGUUCCAACCUACAGCAGGAGGACGUGAACAAGUUGUUGAUCCUAGUGGACCCUCCGGUGGAGGAGGAGAUCAAAGACCAGGGUCAGCUGCAAUGCGCAUUCAGUCGUUUACUGCAACGAAAACUGGCGAACCUGGAACGAAUUUCGGAGUGAUUCCACGGAUCUCAGUGUCCGUGAAAACUCCUAAAGACCACCAACAAGGAGAAGAGCAAAUCUGGCCAAGUGCUGAUGGUAUUAAUCCUGCUUACAAAUUAGUCGGUGGUCGGAGGGAGUCGCGUAGUCCUCCCAGAGGAGCAAGUCCGAAGCAGAGAAGUCCACCUGGUGGAGGCGAGCAUGACGAGAAAACUCUAGGAGGAUUGUUCGUUUCCGGAGGUGGGAGUAGAGGACUUGGCAGCAAAGUAGGCGAAGGCGACAUGAAAACCAAGCAGCGACCAGCAUCUAGAAGUCCUCCACCUAAUCAUGAUAGAGGCGGUAGCAGAUUGAUGAAUGAGGUGAUGCUGAAUGCAAAUGGUGUGCCUAUUCUUGGAACAGCAGGAAUGGACUCCUCCGCAGCGGAGCAAGAAUUGGUGUCAGUAGCGGAAGGUACCUUAUCAGCAUCAGUAACAGUGAACACCCACUCCGGUACGAAUAACUUGAGCCAUUCUUAUUAUAACAACAAGCAUGUGCUGACCGGGAAACAUCAACAUCAAGGAGGUGGUACAAACGUGCCAUAUCACCACCUGACGUUCCAUAAUGCUGGAGGCGGUCUAGGAUCGUCAUCGCGUGGCUCGACACGUCCGAGUACUGCUGGAGGGAAUUUGAGUUCCGCAGCUCCUUCAAGACCUUAUUCGGCAGUGCGAAAACCCUCGAAGCGAUACACUGGUCAGCCGAGUGCGCUGCAUGCUGCUAACACUAAGGUUUCCCUUGAUUGUAAUUCAUCUUGACCUUGAGUGAGAAGCAUCUUGGAUUUGGAGCCUUUCCCUAAGUGAGUGGAAAGCACGUCAAUAAAGAUGCUCUCAAAGAUGUUGAAGUAUGGGAAGCUCUAAUAGCGGUGCUGUCGAUUCCGCAGCUUCUAGUCGACCACGCACGAGAGAACAUAGUGCAACGUCAAGAAGUGUAGGAACCGCCGGUGGUGCCUUGUUGUCAGGAGCACCUGUCGGAGGAGUGCAACCAUCAGCACAUCAAAUACCAUCAGGAGGACCAGCAACAGGCGGUGGAGGGCCGAUGAUGUUCUAUAGCGAACAUCAUCCAGUCGGAGCAGCAGAGCGAGAGGUAGGAACAUCCGCUUCUGCUGGACAACCCUACGGAGGAACUGGAACCCCAACUGCUAUCGAAAGGCGACCAAGGGCGUCGACUGGUAGUCUAGCUAGCUCUCAGGGAGAAUCGUCCGUGAAGAGAGGAAUGCAAGGCACAUUCAGUCUGCACAGUUUCUCAUCGCCAUCACCCGAAUUGGUUGCGCCUCCAACUUUUUCUGGUGCAAGUUUAUGGAGGACAUCUUCAACAUGAGUAAGUACCUACUGGUGUAAGAACUUGUUCAUUUGGUUUGCUUGUGCAUGGUGGUACCUACUGGCGUAACUUGUUCAUUUGGUUUUCUUGUGCAUGGUGGUUCUUUAGGCCUUUUUCCUUCAACUUGUACUUAUUCUAACAAUUGGUGGUUCUUUUUUAGGCCUUGUACUUAUUCUAACAAUUGCAUCGAUGAAACUACCUCGGACGUCCUCCAGUGGUGCAGGAGGAGCCUCCAACGGGGGGGUCCGGGGGGCUAGUUCGCCGGGGAAGAACAUCAAGACCUCUUCACGACCACGAACAGCAGACAUCGUACCUCCUGCCAGAAAGUCAAUUCUCCCCGACGUCAUUGUGGAAAAGUGAUCGUUUCGCUGUUGUGGAAUUUGAAAAAGUGACAUCUAACGAUGAUGAAGAGCAGAAAGAGAAUUUAGAUGAAGAACAAAUACUCAAGCAGAAGAUGAUCAGAGAAAGAGUCUAUUGAACGAUAACGAACAAAGUCUUAUGUUGUCAAAAACACACUUCUCUGAAAAAAUAGAUUGAAGUUUCUAGUAAGUAAGUAGCACUUAAGUUUCCUUUCACGUUCUUACACAAAAAGCUUAAAAAUCUUGCGAAAAAUUGAAUAUCAAAGCGACGUGGAUAGCGAACAAGCACUUGUUUUCCUGAUUUGUGACUUACAGCUUCUUCCCUGUGUACUAGUUGUAGAAAUUAGUAGAAUAAAUCUAGUGAGGAUGAUCGAUGUCGAUCACCUGAUGAUCAUAUUUUUGUGUUAGUUUCGAUUUUCGACGUAAAGAAGAACUUCAAUGUUUUUCCGUUUUUGAUGAUUUUGAUUUUGAUAGUACCAGGUAGCCUUAGCUCGAGUAGUAACCGUUCCUCGCUAGAAUUGUUAGCCAUGGUUCUGCUUCUAGUAGUCAGUAGUACUUCUGGUUUCGCCCUGUGGUCUUUGCCCUCAUCAUAGAAGCACUAAUGCAUAGCGAUGAAAUAACUCAGUUAUUGUCGUUGAUUUUCGUGUUUCUCGAGCUCCACCUUCCGUUUCGAUCGAUUGCGUUGUGAUGCAUAGAAGAAGUCUUUUUGCGUUUCGACGCUUGCCCACCAUAUGAGGAUGUCCUUGAAGAACGCGAAAAAAAAGGAUAAUAAACCUUCCCGGGAUCGAUUUGGAUCAUAUUAAAGAAUCAAAAAAGCCCUUUCGGAUUCGGAAGAUGAACAUCAACAUCAUAAAAGAAUUCAAAUUUUUGAAGAAUCAUGCGGUUUGAAGAGGAAGCCAGGGCACCACCUCCAUCAACGCAAGGGAAUC